AUGUCGUCGCGCGAAAGCUUCUUCCAACGGCCUUUGGUGGCUAACAGCUUGAAUACUUGGAAAGAACAAGGACUAUUCAGCCUGUUGACAUUAUAUGUUGCUGUGAUCAUAUCGCUUUCAUACCUUACAUCCCUUGUUGUAUAUCGAUUGGUGUUUUCUCCUAUAUCACGAAUCCCAGGACCAAAAUUGGCGGCUGUCACCUAUUGGUAUGAAAUUUACUAUGAUGUCUUCUUGGGUGGCCAAUACUACCGAAAGAUCGGCCAAAUGCAUGAAAAAUACGGCCCAAUCGUUCGGAUCAACCCCCAUGAGGUCCACUUCAACGACCCGGAAUUCAUCGAUUCCAUUUUCCCGGGACCAGGGAGAAAGACCAACAAGUAUUAUUUCACAGGAAGACGAACCGGAACUGCGGAGUCGAUUGUUGCUACAAUUGACCAUGAUAUUCAUCGCAGACGACGGAAUGCAAUUAGCGGUUUCUUCUCCACUGCCAGCAUUCGCCGCUUAGAGCCGAUUAUUCAGAAUCACUUGACCAAGUUCCUUUCGAGAUUGGAAGAUGCAGGAAAUACUGGCGAGAUUUUACCCCUACACUACGUCUUCCGGGCUUUCACAAGCGACUUGAUUACGGAAUACGCCUUUGGCGACUCCUUCCACUUUCUCGACAAGAAGGAUUUCGCCAUGUCAUACAUGCUGUCCACGGACGUUUUCUUCAUCCUCAAUCAUACCUUUUGUCACUUCCCUUGGGUGGGCACCCUGCUUGCCUUGGCGCCACCAUGGGCCGUGAAGACCUUCAUUCCCUCAUUGACGGAAAUGUGGGAUAAGCAGAUGAUGUGGAUUGAAAAAGUCGAGGAAAUUAGAAACUCCAAAAGCCCCGACAGUGUCAAGAAUACCAUCUUUGAAGGUAUCUUGAACAGCAAGCUUCCCGAGGAGGAAAAGACUAUUGCAAGGCUAGCGCACGAGGCUCAGCUAGUUGUAUUUGCGGGUGAGGGAACCACCGCAUACACCUUGCAAGCCGCCAUCUACCAACUUCUUUCAGAGCCUUCCAUCUUCGAAAAGGUGAAGGAGGAGGUUACAGCUGCCCUUCCUCAUGCGGAUGAGGUGCCGUCUUUCUCCCAAGUGGAGAAACUGCCAUAUCUAAGCGCUUUCAUCCAAGAGACAGUUCGUGUUUACCCUGGUGUUGUCUCCCGUCUACCUCGGGUCUCGCCGGAUGUGCCAAUUGUCUACCAAGACAAGCGUAGGGGCACGGAAUACGUAAUCCCCCCAGGCACAUCAACCAACAUGACCACUCAGAUAGCGCACAUGAACCCGGACGCUUUUGAAGAGCCCUACGAGUUCCGUCCGCAAAGGUGGAUCGAUAACCCCAGGCUUGAUAAAGCAUUUAUCGGAUUUGCCAGAGGAACCAGAAACUGCAUUGGAAUGAAUUUUGCACGCCAAGAAAUGUCCAUGGUACUUGCUUCCAUUGUCCGCAAAUAUGACAUUUACCGUGGACAAGAGGGUCCUACUUUGGAGUUGUACGAAACAACUAGAGAGAGAGACAUCGACAUCAACCAGGAUUACAUUAUUCCAUUCCCAUCCAAGGGUAGCCAUGGCUUACGUGUUAGAGUGCGGAACUAA
Messenger RNA from Colletotrichum truncatum, 1608 nucleotides. Lineage: Eukaryota; Fungi; Ascomycota; Sordariomycetes; Glomerellales; Glomerellaceae. The record is from RefSeq and is a predicted model, not a curated record.